AUGGUGUAUUGUGCAUAUUGCGGAAAGAGCUUUACGCGCAAGGAGCAUCUGGAGAGGCAUAUUCCAAGUCACACAAACGUAAAACCGCACAGAUGCAGCGCGUGCCAACUGUCUUUCGCCCGAAGAGACUUAUUACAAAGGCAUCACUCUACAUAUCAUGAGGCACGAGAUCCUAUGGAACCUCUGCCGGGUGGUGUUCCUACUAUAGCAGGACGAACACCCAUUGCGUGUCUUAACUGCGCACAAGCUAAGACGGGCUGCGACAAGAGAGUUCCAUGUGCACGAUGCGCUGACAAGAAUCUCGAAUGUCAAGCCAGAUUUGCGAGGCGUUCUUCGAAAGCCGCCUUGAGGGCAGCGCAAGCAACAGCUGCUAUGAGCAGUACUCAGAACCAGAUCACGAUACCACCGCAACCUUCAAUAACAACCACAGCCACGACGGUCAACCCGGAUCCGCUAAUAAAAACCUCUGGCUCUGAGUCACCCGAAAACACCUGUAAUGCUACGACAAUCGACCCGCGAAUACAACAACAUGAGAACCCCGUCAAGAAAGACUCCCCGGCGAACUCUCAAAUGAGCUCCGACGAAUUCCCAUCUCCUCACCCAAGAGUAGAAAGUUUUGACCCAAGAGUAGAGAGUUUUGACGACUUAUUCAACCUCAGCAGCAAUUAUAUAUCAGAAGAACCGAGUUAUCAAGACAUGCUGACCUGGACUGAAUACCCCUUAGACCUCGACAUGUAUGCCGAUAAUAUGGAUAAUAUGGAUCUCACUCAAGCCAACGUCGCACUGUCCACUUUCAAGGAACCUAGCGAUAUUUCAUCUAAUUCGGAACAUAUAAGCUCCUCCAGAGGCUCUAUACACACGAGAAGCACCAGCAUAAUGUCUACGUGCGACCUUGAGUCCACUAUCAAAUCAGUUGAUAUGACCUUGAAUACCCCCACCGAUACCACGAUACGCGAAUUUCAAAGUGUCAUCGUGGCUGAGUCUGCAUGGCCCCUGGCUCGGUGUAAUCCACUUACAUACUCGAAUACGUGUCCGAGAACAGCUAUCGUUCACUUAGAAUGCUUGGAACAAAAGUCACGACAAGAAGGCACCUGGAGUGCCUUGGAGCAAUAUCUAGAGCAAGUCGACUGGGACGCAGCCGACAUGGCUUCGGUCAUCCCUAUGACAUCUCGCACUCGUGAUAACAUGCUCGCGAUAACGCAGACGUUCCUGCACAAGGCCCUUGAAAUUCAUCGCGGAGGACUUAAUAGCCCAGCCAAGAGUUAUACAGCUCCAAGGUUAAUAAGCUUCUUAAUUCUUCCUCCUACAAAAGUCCUGGAAUAUUUCCUCCGCUCGUACGUUCGAAAUCUAUCGUUUUUCUACUCGUUGGUUUCGGCCGGCUGCGUAGACCCUAACGAGAUGCUCCAGAAUAACCAGGCGGCAGCUCUUCUUGUCCUACUGAUGAUUGCGCAGGGUGCUUCUGCUGUCCCCACGGCAGAAGCAAGGGCUCUUUCGGCUGGCCUAAUUGAGACUUGCCGCAUCUCGCUUUUCGACAUUAUCGAGAAGGACAUCGAGAUGUGCGCCGACCCCACCACGCUUCGAUGCGCCCUGCUCUUUACGCUCCUCGGAGCCUGGAGCGGAGAUAAGUGGCUUAUGGACAUUGCCAUGGGCCAACGCGGCAUGUAUAUCUCGAUGCUAAAGCACGCCGGAAUGUUCGAACCUCAGCCGUCCAUGAUGCGCACGUUUAAUAGCUCCGCCACUGUCGAGCUCCAAUGGCGUGAAUGGCUACACCGAGAAUCCCAAAAUAGGCUCGUGUAUAAUUUUGUCAUGGUGGACCAAGAACUUAGUUUGUUCCAUGAUACGGCGCCAAUGUUGUCAACCAGCGAGCUCUGCACCCCCUUACCUUGUCCCGACUUACUAUGGACGUCGGCCAACGCUGACCAAUGGUACGCUGCUGCACAACGUAUCUACGGCUACACUGCAAACGUCAAUCCUCAGCUUCUUAGCACAGCCCCUCCGGUCAGCCCCUCACUCCAUGAUCUGUUCCAGGAUCUACUGGAUGAUAAACUGUCAAGAAGGCUGGACACAAGAAGGCCGGACAGCAGAAGGCAGGAUAGUCUGACGCCACAUCAGUUGCGGCUUUUGCUACAUCCCAUCCAGUCCUGCCUAUACCACAUCACACAGAUGCUGUCAUGCUUCUCGGAUGGCAUGGGUACAAUAAGUAUAGGUAAUAGGAUUGGCAUAAAAUCAUCGUUCGAAUCCCGUCGCGACGAAUUUCAGGUACUGCUCCAAAAGUGGUACGAGCUGACGAUUACCUACUACAAUGCGAACCCGACGUGUGCAAUCAGCAAGACUAAUCUAGUGCUCUUCCACUUAAUCUCUCUCAACGCGAUUACAAAUUUCCUGGAAAUAGAGAGGAUGGCUCGGCGCGAAAAAGUCGACGGGUGUUAUUGGGUGCAGUCCCCGCGCCCCAAGCCCUGCCACAGGCCCUGCAUAUCUCAUCGCGAAGAGGCUAUUUUUCAUUGCGGUCAGGUAUUCCGGCUGAUACGGUCGAUCCCGCGGGACCGGCGGCCCAGCUGGUGGAGCGCGGGGAUCUACCGCGCGACGCUGAUCCUCUGGACAGACACCAUGUUGCGGCUCGACCCCAACUUCCAGAAACAUGAAGGGUUGGGGCCCCCCGUUCCCAUCGACCAAGUGACGCCCGAGGACCCCGCCGUUAUCACCUACCUGUGGACCGGCGACGGCGUACCGGUACUAACACACCAACGCGACGGCACACACACCAACCUCGAGAAGCCGGGCGACGUACUUGAAUACGCCGUCCAGACCCUCGAUGAUGGCGUUAGUUCCCGGUUUACCGACGGUAUCAGGCGGAAACUCGUGAUGCUGAACAGUCGCUGGCAAGCGGACGGCCGUACCGGUGCGGGUGUUACCGUUCAGGUGCCUACAACAAGCGUAUGUGAACACGGCUAG
Molecule: messenger RNA, 2952 nt
Organism: Daldinia vernicosa
Lineage: Eukaryota; Fungi; Ascomycota; Sordariomycetes; Xylariales; Hypoxylaceae
Exons: 5
Coding region: 1-2952 (983 amino acids)
Biological process (GO): regulation of DNA-templated transcription
Molecular function (GO): DNA-binding transcription factor activity, RNA polymerase II-specific; zinc ion binding
Source: RefSeq, a predicted model, not a curated record